Protopolystoma xenopodis is the source of this 867-nucleotide messenger RNA. Lineage: Eukaryota; Metazoa; Platyhelminthes; Monogenea; Polystomatidea; Polystomatidae. The record is from the annotation of a GenBank genome assembly.
AUUUCGGAGACAGCUCCCUUCUGCGUUGAGUUUUCCGAGGGGAUAUAUGAACAGCUGUUGUGUCCUCUUGAUCCUGAGCUCUGCAGACUUUCUGAAGCUGAGUUGGCCCACUUGAAAUGUUAUGAGGACGACGUUAUUACCGGCCUUUUAGACCAUCAUCUUCCACUAUCAUACAAAAGCGAAUGUGUCUUCCAGUUAACCCCUCUUGUAGAGUCAGUGCGCGCACACGUUGCAGGGAGUCACCGAUGCCUAUCUUAUGGUAGUGCAGGAGAUUCGUGCCAAGAAUUAAUUAAAAACGAUGGAAAUGAUAGAGCCGUGUAUAAUCCGAAAAGAACCACUUUAGAUGCAAUACCCUACGUGGCAUACACUGCUCAGUGUUUGAGUUCAGUACAACGUUGUGUUAUAGUUACUGAAAUGUGGCAAUCGAUACACAUGCUUACUGGGGUUGCUAUCCAAUCAUUGCCAAACGUUAGCACACAUUCAGGAGUUCCCAAUAUCAUUUCUAAUGAUAGUGGAGAUGUUUGGAGAAGGUUGUGGAGAAAGAGAAAUGAUUUGCGACUAUUUUGUAAGAAAGACAAUAACGAAAUCCCCUUACAGAAAGGCUUUCCAUCACAAGCAUGUCAAAUGCUAGUCUGUAAGUCUGGUAUGCUGUACAAACAGCAUACAGUCUACCAUUUCGCCUGUCUGUCUACCUGUCUCCUGGCCAGCCAGGGCAAAAUCCCUUGUCUGAACGGAUAUUGGUUAUCAGUAAGAUCCCUUGUUGCCAAUUGGUUCAGCCGUCUGAGACAGGAGGCAACAGAAAGACUCAACAGAACACCUCUGCCUGGCACUUGUUUCACAAUAUCUCCGAUGCCAUUGUGUCCGUAA